AUGGCGGGGAUUUCGUGUCAGGGCUAUUGUCGCGCGGGGCUUUCGUGUCCCGGGCUUUCGUCGCGCGGGGAUACAUGUGAAUUAUCGGCAACUCUCCUGACUCCGGAUUUUGUGAGGCGUGACGCACUGUAUAAAUCUGCAGAAGAGGGAAACCGGUCUGAUGACGACCUUGCAGAAGAAUCAAGUUUCGACGAUCGGGCUCCCCAAGUUACAGAUAACCAUGUGCCUUCAGCGGAUUUUUCCACGACAUAUCCAUCUACUCCAAGAUGCAAAAUUGAAGAUGAAGGAUCAUGUUCGGAGAUUCUCGCGAAUGAGAACCAAGUAACCCAUGAACUUGAAGAAAUUAACGAAAAGAAGAUUGAACGGUCCUGGCCACGACCACUGAAGAGUCCUAGUCUAGUCAGUGAUGAUUCACUUGAGCCCUUCGACAGGUGGCCGGAAAGCCCGGAUGUAGCGGAAAAUCUCGAUUCAAGCGAUGAUUGCGAAAUCAUUUCAGAGAAUAUUAUUGAAAAAUGUUCGCAGUACAAGUCUCCGCCUCGGAAGGCCACCAGAAGAAAAAGGAUCCGAAUUCCGCGCAUCAAAUUUAUUGAAUUCAAAACCCAGGCUCAGAAACUUGAAUCGCCUCAAUUUGAUGCGCAAGUGCGUGUUCCGGAAAAUUUAUCGCAGAACCUUAAACCAGAUGGUGGCGAAAUUUUCGUGGGGGUCAUGAGAGAGGCUGAGGAAAGCAUCUUGAACUGCGGAUCUGCAAACAGCGAUGCUUCUGACCAAUUGCUCAAGGUUGUCAAGCAGCCCGUCAAAUUUAGGUGUGGAAGAUGCGAUCACAGAUUUGAAAACGAGGACGAGUGCCGAGCACAUUUGUUGAGCUAUCAAGAAAAAGUUUUCCUGGCACAAAUUGAAUACUUGAAUACGAGAAAAGCUGCUUUGCGACCUUCUAGUCCGUUAUGUUCCUCGACUAGUGCGAGCAGUGCUUUUAGUUCCCCCAAAAGUUGCGCUUUAGAGUCCCCGAAAGGUCCGGUUCCCGAGGAAGAGCUGGAUAUUUUUGCCGAAUUUGAAGCUGGAACUGAAACGUUGGACGGAAUUUCAUCGAAGGAAACUGAUGAAAAAUCUCCAGAUGGUUUUCCCGAUACUCAUCUCAUAGAAGAGGAUCACUUCGCUCCUGCGCCUAUUUUGAAAGAGGAGAGGGCUUCUGGAAAGUUGAACGAGGUGUCAGAAGUUCUUCGACUGAACAAGGAAGAUUUUGUGGAACAGCAGAUUUUGAUGGAAGCUAUGUCGAAUCACGUCGAGGAUAAAGAGGCUGUUUCCGAAAACGAACCGUGGGAUGUACACUUAUCUGUGACCUGCGUCAAUUCCAGCACUGUUGAAGAUGUGGUGGAUGGUUCAGAUGAUGAAACGUCAAGUUUUGCUUUUCCUGAUUUUCUGUAUGACGUUGUUGCUAGUGAAGAGGUGAUCGUCGAUCUUGGCCCUAGUGAUUUCAGCCCUUCCGCCAAUGAAGACGUGAUCUGCGAAAACAAGGAUGAAAGCUCAAUUCACGACUCUGAUGAAGCGUGCGAUCCUUCGACAAUUGCCUCCCCGUGUGAAGAUAAAACCCCGCCAAUGUCACGCGGCUUCGUCUGCUGUUUUUGUGGUUCUGACGCUGAGACGGAGCCUAUGGUUCAGUGCCGGACCUGUUUCAUGAAGCAGCAUGUGAAAUGCGAGGGUUACUCGGAUCUCGAAUCUGUACCUGAAUCACACAUUUGCACGUUUUGCAGAAAUCCCCACAAAUUGAGACCUAAGGUUAAUUUUGGUGCGGAAGAUGAUCUCCUGUCUCAAAUAGACUUCGCCCCCAGAUUUCUGGAAAAAUCGCUGUCCACCGAAGUUGCCGAGCAGCACAGAGGAGCGACAAAUGAUCUUAAAGUGUCUGUUGCCACAGCAAACAUGCUCCAUUAUGAUUUGGACAAACGCAUUAGAAGCAUCGACCGGAAAAUCCAAAUCCUUGAGGGAGGCGAUGAAAAUGUGUUGUCCAACUGGGCCAAUCUCAGAGUUCCGUUGCACAACAUCAAAGACCCUCAGUUGCUGCAAUUGAUGCAAUUGGAUAGUCAUGAAGUUUUGAUGAAUUCGUCUCAAGGUUUUCCCAACGGAACGACCGACUCAUUCGAUCUCAAAGCUAAAAUUGGCAAAGAUGAGAACGGAAUGGAAGAUGAUCGGAAAGCGUUUAUUGAACGCUGCAAGCGAAAUAUUUUAGCUGAGAUUUUUGAAGAAGAUGACGUGAGGAUUCAGUUGGAUUACCAGGCACGAAGCGAACUCGGCAAAAUUGACGCUCGUCUUCAAAACGAACCAAACCUGCAUCCGGAAUUGAGGAAAUCUCUGAAGGAAUUCUGUGUGCUCAUGGGGCGGAAACUUGAUAUCCUCGAUCGUAAUGCGUUAUGAAGGAAUUAAAAUGAAUGGUGGGUGGUUCUCCUGCGAUGUGAGGAAACCUUCUUCAGUUGGUAGUAAUUGUUCUGAGGUGAAGUCGAUAAAAUACAUAUGCGUGAUGGAACUUUUUUUGUUUUGCGAUGUGAUGGAUUGAGAUACUGGAUUAUUUUUUACCGAAUGGCUUUAUUUUUGAUGAAGCAGCUGAUGCUGUUACUUUUUUUUUUUUGAAGUCGUAUUUUGGGCAUCCAGUUCUAGUUCGGCACGUCAGAGCUGUAUGUGUUGAGCACCAAUCGUUCGUUUGCUUUUUUUGCUUUACUCGUUCGGCAUUUUGGAAGGGCUUCGUCGGUUUUGCUAUUCGGCUAAUUUAUUAUGGCGACGCUGUAUUCGUGUAAGUGUACGCGGCUGGGAAACGACUUGAGCGAGAAAAAUAUGGCAUUUUUUGGAGCUUGAA
Messenger RNA from Notodromas monacha, 2842 nucleotides. NCBI's taxonomy places the organism in Eukaryota, Metazoa, Arthropoda, Ostracoda, Podocopida, Cyprididae. The record is from the annotation of a GenBank genome assembly.